AUGCAACCUAACCUCUUAUGCAGUAGCCCUGUUGAGCAUGCUCCAGUCUCCAUCAGCCCCGCACCUGUCGCUCUGCCUGCUAGCGCUGCUUCGCCCAAUCAGGUGGCUUCACCUGCUGCUUCGCAGUCUCCAGAGCCCGCCCCCGUAGCCCCUGAGAGGUAAUGCUGUGUGGGUUGAAUGUUUUUGUCUGUUGUGGUUUUAUUGUCCUCCGCCAACUGAGUGCUCUUCCUUUUCUUUGGUAUGUACCUAUAUUUGUGUGUGCUCUUUCAUUGAGAGUGACUGUUUUGUUCUGAUGUUGUCCCACUUUUUCCUUUUGUCAACAGUUUCGAUGUGAUUGAUUGAACAUGAUUUUGUUUUUAUGUUCCAAUUAGACUUGGAAAACCUUGAUUGUACUAUGUGAAUGGUUAGGUGAAAGGUUUCAUGAGCCGUAUGCAUUUAAAGUGGCUAUGGCUUUGGGUUUAGUACAUUCACAGGGGAGAGUGUCCAUAUUCAGUGUUCAAGGUAAGUCAAACGGUCUGAUGAUGCUGUGAUCAUCUGGACUGUGUGGAAGCUGUGAGGAGAGAGACACUGGGAAGACCUGCCAUGUCUGUGAGCGGUGUGAGAACAGAGAGCCUCAAGGCAGUGGAGUACUGUAGUCAUACAGAGCGAGUCUGCCAAACCCAUCAUCCUUUAACCCUUAACGUCCUCAUCAUCAUAACAAUCCAUCCAUCUUAAACCAGUUUUUUAUUUGACCAGCCUUAAUACAAUACAACAGAGAUGACCUGGGCCUGUGCAAGCUGUUGCUUCUGUACAGUUCUGCAAAAUCUAGAGAGAGUUUGCAGAGUGAACACAGUCAAUAUGUCACACAAAGAAUUCCCAACAUUCCCUUUCCAGAGCACAACCUCCCUCUCCUGAUCCUUCCUGGCUGUGUUAACUCUACUCUGUCCUCUGCAGCGAGCAGCCACCCCCAGACACCCAGACACAGCCAGUGGCCCCUGAGGCCCCUGCAAUUCCCUCUGGGGGACCCCGCCACCUGACGCAUGCAGCCUCCCAUAUCUCGUCUGCUCUGAUUACACAGUCUAGGUACAGUUGUCACUCAAUCACUCCCCCUGUCCCAGUUUCUACCUUUUAUGUCAGUCAGGAGAUAGUGCCCUUCCAGUGUCAAUAGACCAAUGUGUCUGGCGGGCUGUGUGGAUUUGGUUGAGAUAGGAGGGGCAGAAGCAGGUGCAGAUGCUAGUACAUAGUUGCUAUUUUAUGGGGGGCAGAGGUUUGUGAGGAAUAUGGAUUGAGUUGGGAGAGCUUUAUUUUCUGAUGCUGAAAUAAUGGAUGUAAGAGUAUACAGGGUGUCAACAGAGGAUUUAUUUGGAUAGUCCACAAUAGAUGAUCUAUAGAUGCUCAAACUAUUAGCAAACUACCAACUGCAAGUCCAUUUAUAUGCAACAGCUUGCUAGGGUUGGUGUAUAACCUUCUUAGACAUAAUUACAUGAGCCAGAUAUUGCUUCUUGGUGAAAUACCCCAGAUCACCCCCUUGGACCUUGGACCUUCAAUGGGGGUGUCUGAGAUCACUUUCUUAGACUUCUGGAUUAUGUUUUUGGACCAUCGAGAGGCAUGGUGUCUAUACUACUUUAUUGGACCCUCAGAUAACUCCUUUGGACCAGCAGAUUAAAUAAAUGUCCAUGGAAAUGGACAAUAAAGUAUAUCAUAUCGUAUCCAUGAAUGGUGGGUUUGUCAGUAGGAUAAAAAAUCACAUGAAAUAAAAUAAAAGAGUGUGCAAUGCUGUCAUCAAGGAAAAGGGUGGCUAUUUGAAGAAUCUCAAAUAUAAAAUAUAUUUUUGUGGUUACUACAUCAUUACAUAUGUGUUAUUUCAUAGUUUUGAUGUCUUCACUAUUAUUCUACAAUGUAGAAAAUAGUAAAAAAUAAAGACAAACCCUUGAAUGAGUAGGUGUUCUAAAUCUUUUGACCGGUAGUGUAUAAAACAUCUAUUAGGGACUAUCCAAAUAAAGUGUUACCUUCUUUUUUGCAUUACAGUGUAGUAUUUCAGAGAGGGUUUAAGAUGGUAUAAGGAAUUCUAAGUAAUCAUUGUGUAUGUGGAGGAAAUUGGAGUGAGCCCUAAACCGUCUCUCAGACCUCUCUUGUUGGCUCUCGUUAAGAAACAAGGUUUAUAAGCAAGGGCCACCGCCCACCUCUGCACUGGAGGCUCUGUCAAUCACCCCAGUGUUCCGAACCAGCACUUUGCCCAAACGAAAGCGCACCCUGCCCUCUGGGAAACCCAAGCACCUGAGGUACACACACACCUGGACAGACUGACACAGUGACAGAGAGACUGACCACGUCACAGACAGUGGUGUGCAGAGUUGCUUAGGUACGUGGGAUAGGGGACAGGAGGGUAAAACAAACAUGUCAACUUUUACUGGGCAGUGGGACACUAGCCUGAUCAAAGGAGCAAGGCCAUGACUGCAGCAUUGCUUCAUUCGCAUUGGCUAUGUUUCAUAGGAAAAUAUGAUUAUUUACAUCUGUCACACCAUGAAAAGUGGUGUAAAAUAACUGCAACAGCCCCAAUUGGAUACAUGCAAUUGAUCGGACUGCAAUAGGUCGGUGCAACGUUUUUGCUUGCCUGCACAGGGUCCAACUUCUCUCCAAAAGCUCUUUGCAUUAGCUCUCGCCAUUAGCUCUCGCCAUUACAGCUGAAUGGAUAGGAAAAUGUCCAUGAGGCUUCAUGUGCAGACUGUAUACUGCAGAUUGUCUAAAGGGACAAGCAAAGGAAUGUUCAGUAUGUAAGCUCAUGUGGGGGUUUGGCAGCAUUUGCGAUUGCUGAUCCAUGUUUUUUUUUACUAAUUUGCACCUCUUUCUCCACAAUGUCAAUUUUCCCUUCACAGUAUUAAUGGUUAGAUAUGUUUGACCACAAUAUAAAAAGCCAAUUUUAAUGCUGAAUGUAGCUAACAUGACUCUGAAGUUGACUUUUUGACAUUCCAUCUCUCAUCUAGAAUUUGCAGGUCACCCUGUUUCUUCCAUUAACACACGCACAAAAUCCCUACAGGCCCAUUCAAGUCUGGACCUUUGCAUGUCAUAAUAAAGAACAGCAUACUCUCAGAAUUGGUAUUAAUGGGCACUGUUCACCCUGUGAAGGUCACAUAAUUAGUGAUAUGAGAGUAGUUCACUUGGUAAUGCACAUAGUAGUCCAGUUAGUGAUUGUACCACAUCGUGUAAUGGUGGUAGCUCCUCUAUCCCACACUCUCCCAUGCUCACUCUGCACGUCACUGCUCAACUGCAUGCUCACACACUGGCUUGACUAAUUUUGAUCUGGGGGGUAGUUUGUCAUAGAACAGCAGAAGUGCGUAACUCUUGGAUGUCAAUCACAGUCAUUUGUAUCCUGCAAAUCAGUGAUGUACUAAAUCAUUAUCUAUGGCUGUGAUGCACCACUCUAGUCAACUACUGAAUGGCUAACUAGUGGCUACAGGCAAUAGCAGCUGUUGAUAGAUGUAAUGCUUCAUAGUACAAUAGCUGAAAAGGUAACAUGAUGUGGGCUAGAAUGCUGUAGAAUUUGGUACACAAAUUGAACUUAAUUUAAAAUGUGACACUUAUCACAAAAGAUGACUAAUUUCUGUGCUUGUAUUAUACCCUCUGAUUUGUCAGUGUCUAGUGGGGAUAUUAUGAAAUUAUCUUCAUUGUUUAGCUUUGCAUAACAAGGGGAUUUAUGGUACUUAUGUUACCAAGUUUGUUUGGUUCAGCUUACCAUUGUAGAGGGUCAAUUUGGUUUUGUAUAAACAGCUGGCUUAAAUAAGGAAACAAAUCAAAUCUAACCUUUUAGUUUUAAUAUAAUAGUGGUAUUUUAUAGUGAUCUCCUGGAGCCAGUGUGGUUACCACAGUUGCUUAAAACUGUGAAUGCUAUAUCAACUCAUGAUGUGCAGUGAAGGGUGGUUUGAAGUGAAUUUAUCUGGCCUGCAUGUUCGUGUGUUUUUGAGAAGUGGUCCUCUGGCUCACCUUAAAGUUUCCUAAGAAUUGUGGCAUCAUUUUCUCUUCAAUUUGGAUUGGUUGUGUUAAUUGAUGUUGCCAGGAGUGUUGGCAUUUGCAGUGGAGCCAGUUGUGGUGGUUGUGUGCAGAGUGUAGAAUGAGUGGUUUUGUGAGUGUGCGUGUCAGCGUCUGUUUGUGUGUGUGUGUGUGCAGUAUCAAUAUGGUUUCCUUGAUUGAUGGUGAUACAUACAGAUAUAGGAGCUUAGAUGUGUAUCGAUUUGUUUUGGCAGUGUUAGGAUCAUUGAUUUUCAGAACCUGUUUUAUUUGUCUCUCUAGGAUAUAUAUUUUUCCUUUGUGUGUGAAUGUGUGCUCUCACAAAGGUAUUGCUAUGAAACCAAGUUCACCUAUACCUCAAAGAGACUGCUGAUUUGGUGCUGCCCUCUCUUCAAAAGCUACACAGCUGACUAUGUGGUCAAACUAGCUGACUGACUAACAGUUCAAAUGAAACUGCUGUGAUCUGAUGAUGUUACAAUAUGUGAGAAAUCCGAUGACUCUUGUUUUCCUUAAGUAAACAGUGGAGAAAAGUUAAUGGCAUCGGUAACAAACUCCUUGGGCAGCACGGCAUCAUACAGGUAUAGGUGUACAUGGCCUUCAUCCAAAGAGCUAUUUUUGACCCCUGUUUUUGACCCCUGAUCCUUUGUUUCUGAUAGCAGCUACAGCCUGCAGCAGUCUGCCUCUGGUUACAGCUCCCAGCACAAAUCCUCAGUCUCCAGGUACUUCUGUGGGGAAGUUUAUCCAGAUGCCACUGUCCAUAGAACAUCUGGAUAGUGUGCUUCCUUCCCUUAUUGUCAACAUAACUUCACUUCCGGAUUAACACACACUUAUUCCCCUCCCUCUGUUUUUAGCUCUAAGGAUGAUAAUCGUGCUUUGACAGUGUUCGUUUAACCUGCGUUUUAACCUCCCCUUUCUUACAAAUGUAUCAAAACCUGCUUCUCUCUCCUCUCAAAUGAAAUCUGUUGGCGACUCUGUUAAUCUCUCUCACUGCCAUAACUGAGGCUCUCUGUUCUAACACUGUUUCUCUGAUACCAGGCUGUCUUUCUCUCUUUCUGUGUGGGUCUCUGCUAUAUUAUUAAACUCCCACUAACCUUUGAGUUAAACGUGUCUGGUGAAGUGGAGGAGCUCCAGGUAAGACUCAAAACAUAUAUGGACACUCAGUCAGGAAGGAGAUAGGUGGCUGUCCAGCAUUCAGCAUACUAGGUUUAAUCGUGAGGCAUAGCGUUAACAGUCUCCUUGUUAGUAAUUGGUACUUGUAGUACAGUUUCCCAGUUUAGAUUAUUAUAUUGCAUAAACUAUGACCAUUCAGAAAUCAGCUGAACUGAUGAUCAGACUAGUAGAGAUAUGUUUCCAUCUAGGUGGUGAUGGUCACUCAGCUUCUUGUUUAUCCUUCUGCAGCCAAUAUGGCCAGGCUCCCCCCAUGCAACAAGCCCCUCCCAUGUACCAGGGGCAAUCCAUGUACCAGGGGCCUCCUAUGCAGCAGGGACCUCCCAUGUACCAAGGGCCUCCCAUGCAGCAGGGACCUCCCAUGUACCAGGGGCCCCCCAUCCACCAGGCUCCGCCUAUGCAGCAACCUCCCAUGCAGCAGCCUCCCUACAUGCAGCAGCCUCCUCACAUGCAGCAAAGCUCCAUCCAGAUCCCUGUGGGCCCUCCCCCACCCAAGGUGGUCAGCACCGCCUGCAUCGUGCCAGGUAGUUACAGCAGGUGGCGCUGUGUGACCGUUUGUAUGUGUGUUAACAAUAUGGUGCAGUUGAAGUCGGAAGUUUACAUACACUUAGGUUGGAGUCAUUAAAACCUGUUUUUCAACCACUCCACAAAUGUCUUGUUAACAAACAUAGUUUUGUUAACAAACAUAGUUUUGGCAAGUCGGUUAGGACAUCUACUUUAUGCAUGAUACAAGUAAUUUUUCCAACAAUUGUUUACAGACAGAUUAUUUCACUUAUAAUUCACUGUAUCACAAUUCCAGUGGGUCAGAAGUUUACAAGCACUAAGUUGACUGUGCCUUAAAUAGCUUGGAAAAUUCCAGAAAAUGAUGUCAUGGAUUUAGAAGCUUCUGAUAGGCUAAUUGACAUCAUUUGAGUCAAUUGGAGGUGUACCUGUGGAUGUAUUUCAAGGCCUACCUUCAAACUCAGUGCCUCUUUGCUUGACAUCAUGGGGAAAUCAAAAGAAAUCAGCCAAGACCUCAGAAAAAAAAUUGUAGACCUCCACAAGUCUGGUUCAUCCUUGGGAGCAAUUUCCAAAUGCCUGAAGGUACCAUGUUCAUCUGUACAAACAAUAGUACGCAAGUAUAAACACCAUGGGACCACGCAGCCGUCAUACCGCUCCGGAAGGAGACGCGUUCUGUCUCCUAGAGAUGAACAUACUUUUGUGCGGAAAGUGCAAAUCAAUCCCAGAACAACAGCAAAUGACCUUAUGAAGAUGCUGGAGGAAACAGGUACAAAAGUAUCUAUAUCCACAGUAAAAUGAGUCCUAUAUCGACAUAACCUGUGGUCCUCUGUAGCUCAGCUGGUAGAGCACGGCGCUUGUAACGCCAAGGUAGUGGGUUCGAUCCCCGGGACCACCCAUACACACACACAAAAAAAAUAAAAAUGUAUGCACGCAUGACUGUAAGUCGCUUUGGAUAAAAGCGUCUGCUAAAUGGCAUAUUAUCUUAUAUUAUAACCUGAAAGGCCGCUCAGCAAGGAAGAAGCCACUGCUCCAAAACCGCCAUAAAAAAGCCAGACUACGGAUUGCAACUGCACAUGGGGACAAAGAUCAUACUUUUUGGAGAAAUGGCCUCUGGUCUGAUGAAACAAAAAUAGAACUGUUUGGCCAUAAUGACCAUCGUUAUGUUUGGAGGAAAAAGGGGGUAGCUUGCAAGCCGAAGAACACCAUCCCAACCAUGAAGCACGGGGGUGGCAGCAUCGUGCUGUGGGGGUGCUUUGCUGCAGGAGGGACUGGUGCACUUCACAAAAUAGAUGGCAUCAUGAGGAAUGAAAAUGAUGUGGAUAUAUUGAAGCAACAUCUCAAGACAUCAGUCAGGAAGUUAAAGCUUGGUCGCAAAUGGGUCUUCCAAAUGGACAAUGACCCCAAGCAUACUUCCAAAGUUGUGGCAAAAUGGCUUAAGGACAACAAAGUCAAGGUAUUGGAGUGGCCAUCACAAAGCCCUGACCUCAAUCCUAUAGAACAUUUGUGGGCAGAACUGAAAAAGCGUGUGCGAGCAAGGAGGCCUACAAACCUGACUCAGUUACACCAGCUCUGUCAGGAGGAAUGGGCCAAAAUUCACCCAACUUAUUGUGGGAAGCUUGUGGAAGGCUACCCGGAACGUUUAACCCAAGUUAAACAAUUUAAAGGCAAUGCUACCAAAUACUAAUUGAGUGUAUGUAAACUUCUGACCCACUGGGAAUGUGAUGAAAUAAAUAAAAGCUGAAAUAAAUCAUUCUCUCUACUAUUAUUCUGACAUUUCACAUUCUUAAAAUAAAGUGGUGAUCCUAACUGACCUAAAACAGGGAAUUGUUACUAGGAUUAAAUGUCAGGAAUUGUGAAAAACUGAGUUUAAAUGUAUAUAAAUUUGGCUAAGGUGUAUGUAAACUUCCGACUUCAACUGUAAGUAUGGAUAGUGUUGACUUAACCGCGUGUCUCUUUGGGUCAUAGCUCCAGCCCCUGCCCCUGCCCCUGUUCCACCCCAAGCCGCAGCCCAGGCCACCCCUGAACCCCCCUCCAGCAGGCCCCCCUGGAUUACUGACGACUCUUUUGCCAAUAAAUUUGACCCCAGCAAGACCACCAGCACCAGCAGGAAAGUGCCUGCUCUACCUCAGAGUGCCCCACCAGCACCGGCCUACAUCCCAAACCCUGGCUCUGCCCACACCCCUCACUCUGCCCCAAGCCCUGCCUAUAACCCCAGCCCUGCCCCAUACAACCCCACUCCUGCCCCUUUCAAUCCCGUUGCCCGGGGUGUGGCCCAAAGGGCGGAGCGCUUCGCUGCCAACAGCAACAGAGCACCCCUCUGUGGGGCCUGCAACAACAUGAUCAGGUAACAACAACAAUACACUGAGUGUACAAAACAUUAAGAACACUUUCCUAAUAUUGAGUUACACCCCCCCUCCCCUUUUGCCCUCAGAACAGCCUCAAUUCAUCGGAGCAUGGAUUCUACAAGGUGUCGAAAGCGUUCCACAGGGAUGCUGGCCCAUGUUGACUCCAAUGCUUCCCACAGUUGUGUCAAGUUGGCUGGAUGUCCUUUGGGUGGUGGACCAUUCUUGAUACACACGGGAAACUGUUGAGCGUGAAAACCCAGCAACGUUGCAGUUCUUUAUACACAACCCGGUGGGCCUGGCACCUACUACCAUACCCCGUUCAAAGGCACUUAAAUAUUUUGUAUUGCCCUUUCACCCUCUGAAUGGUACACAUACACAAUCCAUGUCUCAAUUGUCUGAAGGCCUAAAAAUCCUUCUUUAACCUGCCUCCUCCCCUUCAGUGGAUUUAACAGGUGACAUCAAUAAGGGAUCAUAGCUUUCACCCGCUAUCUGUCGUUACAGGGGACCCUUCCUGGUGGCCUUGGGUCGCUCCUGGCACCCAGAGGAGUUCAACUGUCACUACUGCCACACAUCGCUUGCAGACUGCAGCUUUGUGGAGGAGCAGAACGCAGUAUACUGUGAGAACUGCUACGGAGAGUUCUUUGCCCCCACCUGUGCCCGCUGCAACACCAAGAUCAUGGGGGUAAGAUGACAGACCCAAACACAGACACGUACAAUACACACAAAAGCACUUUAUGCAAGCGUACACCUACACAUACACCCACACAAUAACCUUUUGUCCCUGUGUUUUGGUGUGCAGGAGGUAAUGCAUGCUCUGCGGCAGACAUGGCACACCACCUGCUUUGUGUGUGCUGCCUGUGGCAAGGCCUUUGGAAAUAGCCUCUUCCACAUGGAGGAUGGGGAGCCCUACUGCGAGAAAGGUACUUUAGAUCAAUGGAAUGGCAUGGCACAUAAUGAAAAACCCCAAGUGUCAAAUGUUUCCUUUAGAGCCCAAACCAGCUUCUGUAUAUAUGUUUGCCAUAAUGUCCUCUGUGAAAACAACUUCUGCAACUGAACUACAUUUGAAUGAUAUACAUAAAGAGACAUGUUUAAUGCAUGUAACUUUGCUACCAUUUGCACUCUGCUAGUAUUUUCUGCAUCAAUGCUCUCUCUUCCAGAUUACAUUUCACUCUUCAGCACCAAGUGCCAUGGCUGUGACUUUCCAGUAGAAGCUGGAGACAAGUUCAUUGAAGCACUGGGUCAUACCUGGCACGAUACCUGCUUUGUCUGUGCGGUAAGAAGGACUACAGCGCUGUACAAUAACCCACGUUCCUGCUGUAUAAAAUUGUUAUUUCUCAAAUCUCUUGGACUGUACCAAAAAUGUGUGGCUUGUGAGAUUAACAAUGAUGUCUGUCUCCCACAGGUGUGCAAUUUGAACCUGGAGGGCCAGCCCUUCUACUCCAAGAAGGACAAGCCCCUGUGCAAGAAGCAUGCUCACGCAAUCAACGUGUAGAUGCUCCAUCUGCAGUCUAAUGGGGUGGUGGGCAGGUGCUUACAUAGCUAUGCCCAAGCCUUGGCAAAGAGCCCUGUAGAGGGCAUUGAUGCCAGUCAAAAUGAUGAAAAACACAAGCUGAAGAUAAUAGCAACAAGAUUGACUGUUCAGUAAACCGAUCAGUUAGUCGUGACAAAAUUUAAGUAUUUUCAUUGGUACUGAAACUCAAGACAAAACUGCCUAAAAUGCUGCAGCUCCCUCAGAAAAUGUGUUACGUUUGUAUUUAUUAAUAUCACUUACAAAUGAAUUAUAUUGUAUAUCAGAGAAUUCUGAUGUAAACUAUUUGCUACGACUCAGGUCCUGGGGGGCCUCAAUCCAGUGAGGCUGGAGCAAAAGCCUUAGCAGCCUACAGACACAGGCAGACUGAGUGGAGUAGCAGGGUAAUCAGUAAAUAAGAUGCCUUAUUUCACAGAAACACUGUGUGCUUUGUUUUUAAUGUAAAAACCCAAAUAGCAAAACCCAAAUAGCUUGCAGUGAAUGUAAUAAGACCGUUUUAGUAUCACAUACAGUAGAUUUAAUGCCUCACGCUGACCAAAAGAGCACAGAAUGUGAACUGAUACAGUAUAGCGUGACACAUGUAGGCCUACUAAUACUGUUUAAUUUCACAGAGGUUUUAUUAAAGUGACAGUUUAAUAAGUAAUAUUUAUUGCAACUUUGGCAAAGUGUUAUUUAUUUACAUAGAAGAAAACGGAAGUAUAACAUCCAUGGAUGUUUAUAUUGCUGAUAAAACAAAAAAAGUUAUUUGAAUUAUUUUGUUUUGUAUGCAUGCAGUUGCAUCAUACAGAGGUUCAUAGUAUUAUAUGAAGAACCUGUAACUCAAACUCUUUCAUCCUGGAUUUAUUUAUUUAUUAUAUACAAAGAUAGCGCUCUGUUACAUUAUGAUACAGUAAUACUAUACCAACUUUGGGGAUCACUUUAUGGGGUAGAGAAGUUAGGUUUUUGGAAUGUGUCUCUUAAACGUGAUUUAUUCCUGACUGGAAAUCAAGGAACCACUCUGUGUCUUUUACUGCAUGUAAUGGGAAGUUUGGGGAGGUGCACGGACGGUGGACACAGAGCCAGAUAGAUAUCAAUCAAUCAAUCAAUUUUAUUUUAUAUAGCCCUUCUUACAUCAGCUAAUAUCUCGAAGUGCUGUACAGAAACCCAGCCUAAAACCCCAAACAGCUAGUAAUGCAGGUGUAGAAGCACGGUGGCUAGGAAAAACUCCCUAGAAAGGCGAAAACCUAGGAAGAAACCUAGAGAGGAACCAGGCUAUGAGGGGUGGCCAGUCCUCUUCUGGCUGUGCCGGGUGGAGAUUAUAACAGAACCAUGCCAAGAUGUUCAAAAAUGUUCAUAAGUGACAAGCAUGGUCAAAUAAUAAUCAGGAAUAAAUCUCAGUUGGCUUUUCAUAGCCGAUCAUUAAGAGUUGAAAACAGCAGGUCUGGGACAGGUAGGGGUUCCAUAACCGCAGGCAGAACAGUUUAAACUGGAAUAGCAGCAAGGCCAGGCGGACUGGGGACAGCAAGGAGUCACCACGGCCGGUAGUCCCGACGUAUGGUCCUAGGGCUCAGGUCUCUCAGUUGGCUUUUCAUAGCCGAUCAUUAAGAGUUGAAAACAGCAGGUCUGGGACAGGUAGGGGUUUCGUAGCCGCAGGCAGAACAGUUGAAACUGGAAUAGCAGCAAGGCCAGGCGGACUGGGGACAGCAAGGUGUCAUCAUGCCCGGUAGUCCUGACGUAUGGUCCUAGGGCUCAGGUUCUCAGAGAGAAAGAGAGAACGAGAGAAUUAGAGAGAGCAUACUUAAAUUCACACAGGACACUGGAUAAGACAGGAGAAGUACUCCAGGUAUAACCAACUAACCCCAGCCCCCCGACACAUAAACUACUGCAGCAUAUAUGAUAUGUCACAAUGGGCCGCCGGACUAUCGUUUCUCCGCGGCUUUGGACUCUGAAUUGCGCUUAAGGGAGGCAAGCUCUGGCCUGGGGUCUUACAAAUACAUUUUACACAACAAAUGUCUAUGCAUGGUGAUCUGCCUUACACCCAUAUGAAGCGCUUAAUUUAAAGAAUAAUUUAUAGGAAAUAUCUGUCAAGGCCAAAAACAGCCAAACACAAUCAUUUCUCACUCACUAGCACACACACCUUAAAGGUCAGUUGAGACAGUGUGCUUGUGUACAACCUUUUUACUUUCAGAGUUUAUUUUAUACAUCUUUGUGUAUUUUCUGUGUUUGUGUAAGUGUGUGCGCAUGCAUGAGUUUGUACAUGAUUGUCAGUGCAUGUCUACUGAGGCAACAUCAGUAUUAGUAAUGUAUUUGUGCCACUAGAGUAGCAAAGCAUAUUGUGAUUUUACAUAACUCUAAGAACACUACACUGAAUACUUUUGAUAUGCAUACUGUAUGUGUGUAGAUAAACUGGUAAGAAAAGCAUAGUCAGUGCCAGUUCAGAAUAAACCUUACAUGGUACCAUUGGAGGGAAAUGAAGACAGACUUGAAUUGUUGCUAAAUAGUUGUUUACUGAAAGUUCAGCAUAUUGAAACUAGUUGUAUAGUUUCCAACCACUAGAGUGCAACAGAGUGUUGAAACCGUGCUGCUUUCCAGGCCCCAUGUGUCAGCCAGCAAUAUCAUUACACUUCCUCCAUAAUCAGAAAUUGUGGACAGCAUAGGGAAAACGAUUGUUAGGGUUAUUUAGAUAGUUCCCCUUUAUUAAAAAAAAGACUAUUGAGUCAACAUGAUGAUAGAAAUCCCAUUGAGGCUAUUUUUAGGCAAUAAAAUAUAGUGACUUUUGUGUUAGUCAGCAGCCCAAACUGUCAAUAUUGCUGGUUCCAAUGCUCACACGUUUCCCCUGUAGUCAACAUUGGUUAUAAUAACACUAUGAAAGAAUAGUUAAGGACAAAUUAAGGAGGACACAGUUUUAUAUAAUUUCACAGUCCAUUCCCAAAUUACUAUAACUUCUCUGCUGUCAGGCAUUCAUUCCAUUUAGGUAAGAGGUCUCUUGUGCAUCUCUGUCCUCUGUAACGAGAGACAUAAGUAGCAUUCAGCGUUCUCUUCACUCUCAACACUUCCCUCCCUCCUGGCUAGUUUUCCCUAAACAGUCUAUAUGACACACAGGUUACUUUGCUAUGACACUGUAUUAAGACAAUCCUUUUAAAUUCAGGCUGCUAAGUGGUCUUUUAGAUGUUGGUUCACACAUUAUUUCUGUUUGCACUGCUGUUUAUUAAACACUUGUGAGGCUGCAAGAUUUAAAUCCAAUGUGCAAAAGGGAUUGCUUCUUCUUCCAUGUUCUGUGUUUUGAUGGGGGAAAGUAUUUUUUUCUAGAGUAGUAUUUUUCUUAGAAUAGAUAUAUACUUGGCAUGAGAUAACAACCACUCUCUUAAAUCUGAUAAUUGAUUUACUUAUAUAAACUUUCAUCUGUUUUUGAAGCACUAACUGAAAUAUGGCCUUGAUCUUUGAGUAGUUGUAUGCCGUCAAUGUUUUUUUUCUUUGGCAUGGACUGUGUUGGAGGAAUAGGAUUGUUGUCAUUUUUCUGUUGUACAUUAUCAAUAAUACAUGAAUUUGUGUUUAAUCUCUUGCUGAAUUUGUACUUGGAACCCUAUUGUCUAUAUAAACAAGGUAUCUUUAUGUGGAACAUAUUUGGUCAGCACCUCUACAGUAAGUGAUGUUCUCUGUGUGUGCGCCAGCUCAUGCUUUUUAUUGGAUUGUAAACCCCCAUAUUUCAAAUUACUCACCCUGCCUGGCCUACCAUAACACUAAUGAUGCUUAAAAAUAUGAACAUGUUUUAUGAAUUGCUUUAUUUAGUGAAAUGCAUCUGACUGCUAUCAGAACAGAGUUACAUGGAGAAAGGAUAUACCUUGAAGAUUUAAGAAUUUAACAGGAGUCUAUCUGUGUGUGUAUCUAUCUUGGGAAGGAAAUGGGCUUGAUUUCGUCUCUCUUGAGAACUUCCUGGAUUGGACAAUGUUUGAAUGGCCUUAAUUUAUGCAUGCUGUAGCCUAUUAAAUACCAUGACCUUAAUUUAUAUUGUUCAGCAAAGAUUACGAAUCACAAUUAUGUUUUUGUUUUACAACCACAUGUAUGCCUGUAUUACCAGAGUCAAUGUUGAGAGGCUGCUGGUAUCUCUAGAUCUCUAGGGGGUCGUUCCACGAAAUGGGUGCCUUUUGCGUCCCUUUGAUAU
Coregonus sp. 'balchen' is the source of this 13666-nucleotide messenger RNA. Lineage: Eukaryota; Metazoa; Chordata; Actinopteri; Salmoniformes; Salmonidae. The record is from the annotation of a GenBank genome assembly.